Alternaria rosae is the source of this 854-nucleotide messenger RNA. RefSeq lists its product as uncharacterized. Bases 214 to 738 code for a protein of 174 amino acids. Lineage: Eukaryota; Fungi; Ascomycota; Dothideomycetes; Pleosporales; Pleosporaceae. The record is from RefSeq and is a predicted model, not a curated record. The transcript is spliced from 4 exons.
GAGGAAGAGCAGCGUUUGAUUGGAUGCGCAUGCAAGGCUGUCUGAGAAGGGAAAAUAGGCACGCGAGCAGUUUUGACUGGUAUAUAGUUCCCUCAGACUUCCCACGAUGAAGGACAUCACCAACACAAACCACUGUCUUCACUGCUCAGCAACAAUACAACAACACUCUACGACUCUCGUUUGAGACUACUACUACCAACACCUUCCACAACAAUGCAUUUCCAGAAGCUCGCUCUUGUCUUUGCCCUUUCGGCCAUCGGUCUUGCUCAGGACGUUGACCGGGACGAUGUUCCCAUGCAGUGCCGCGAUGUCUGCUCUUCUGUCACUAGGCUGACACGCGACUGUGACAACAGCACCAACGACGAUACGGCCGAGCGCCAAUGCAUCUGCAACGGCCAAAAUGCAAACACCGUCGUCCCCCUCUGCGCAGCAUGCAUCAUGCAGAACGGCGGAGAGAUGGACAAUGACGUCAACGACAUCGUCCGCGAAUGCUCCUUUAGUACAACAUCCUACAACCCAUCCGCCGCUGCUACAGCGCCCCCGGCUUCUGCUUCCGCGACGGGUGCUUCUGGCUCGGGUGGUCCUGGUAACAGUAAUGGUCCUUCGGGUACUGGUGCUUCUGGCAAUGGUAAUGGAAAUGGUAACGGCGAUGGCCCAGGCAAUGCUGCACCCGCGAACAUGGCUUCUGCGGCUUUGGGGCUUGGUGGUUUGCUCGCUGCUGUUGGACUUGUCUUGUAGAUGGUGUGGAUGCAAAGCUUGUUAGAAGGACUUGUGCAUGGUGUGGUGGAGGUAAUUUAUCAGGUGGAUGUUGUUGCUACUCUGGGUAGUUGAUUGCUCUGACGAAUUCAAUGGAG